This is a messenger RNA of Rhipicephalus microplus (southern cattle tick), 10817 nucleotides long. RefSeq lists its product as uncharacterized. The record is from RefSeq and is a predicted model, not a curated record. Gene Ontology annotation, molecular function: protein binding. NCBI's taxonomy places the organism in Eukaryota, Metazoa, Arthropoda, Arachnida, Ixodida, Ixodidae.
GGCCAGUGUCGGUCGGCCGCAUGUGUUCCUUGUUUGUGUGGCUCGCUCGCGCGUAGGAUAUUUUUUUUCCAGCGUGCUUUCGUCGUGCUUUUUGGCUGCGUCUGCGUUUAGAGCGCCUGGUGCUGCAUUGCAUGAGUGUGCGUGUGUGUUCCUAUUCCCUCCGCGUCUGUGCUGCGGUCGAAACGGCACCGCCGAAGAGCCCCGGAUACUCCGAACCGCCCGUGCCUGUGCUCGCCGCAAGACCUCACAUUCUGCUCUUUUCUACCGCCGCACCUACGACUACUGAGGCAUUAGGGUGCCCGUCUUUUAUGGAAUAGCUCAUAUCAACGCCUGGAUGCACAAUUAAGAUGCCCCUGAGGCUACUAUGUUGCUGACGUCAUCAGAAGGCUUUUGACGAUGGCGUCUGUGAGAUUGCUCAAUUCUUCGGACCUCUACAGCUCGCCGAUUCAACUGAACGGCAGCUACCACGGCGCCGGCUCCAACGAACGCUCGAGAACGCCCAAGAAUGGCCUGGAGGUGAUCGAGACGAGCCAUUCGGUCCGGCUGCAGCAGGAGAAGCCGCACCUGGUGAGCCUCGGCGGGGGAAGGCUCAGCACCUCCGUCACCAUUCACCCGCUGCCCGAAGGAAAGACAAGGAUAGGAAGGAAUGAUGCUCCCAUGCCACAAGACAUUGUGGUCCAGGGUCCAGCUGUUGCUGAGCAUUGUUACAUCCAGAACGAAUCGGGGAAGGUUACCCUACAUCCCCUGGGGAACGUGAUAUCCAUCGAUGGGAUGGCUGUUACUGAGCCAUCGAGGUUGCAUCAGGGCUGCAUGAUUUGCAUUGGAAGGUCAAACUUUUUUCGCUUCAACCAUCCGGAAGAGGCUCAGGGUCUGAAGAAAGACACUGUCUCAAAUGCAAGGCUACCACCUGUGUCUAAUAGCUUUCGUCCAGUUACGGAACCCCCUGGCCGUUAUGUGGGCAAUCCUGGAGCACCUUCUCUGGCUUCCUUUGACAUAGACAACAGCGUCGAUUUCGUCGAGAAGGUUUCAAAAUUUGAGUUCCUUGCCCACAACCGGUCGCCACCAGUUGCCUCGUCUGAGAGUCCUCGCUGGUUUGUUCGGGACGGGAUCAGGGUGUCGGCAUCGCCUCCGUCACGAGUUUGUGAGCAGUCACCUUCCCUGCGGGGCCCUUCGAGCAAGCCAGCCCCUCGCUUCACCCCAACACCUCCGUUAUCCUCAUCACCCAAGUCACCCAAGUCGCCACGGGUGAGCGCGUUGUCUGGCCGGGCGAGCCCCCUGGUGGCCGGUGGCCGCUGCACCCCCACGUCUCCACGCCUGGGCCAUCGAGUGGCCAGCCACGAGGACAUACGGGCCUGCGAGGUAGAGUUGGCUCAACAGCACCGCAGGGCAGUAGCUGAGCGCUUGCGAGACCAGGAGCAGGAGCGCCAGGAGCGCCAGCGCCUCGAGGAGAUCCUCUCGCUCUGUGCCGAGUACGAGCGCAAAGUGCAUGCCUCAGGAGCUAAGGACAAGAAGCUGCAGAGAAGCCCCCCCUCCUCAGACUCCGGUACCGAGGAUGUCACCUCGCCACCGGGCUCUGGAAGCGAGUCUUCUUCAGCUCCCGACGACACCAGCAAGACGUCCGAGUCCUCCAGCGGGAGUGGCGUCUCGGCCGAAGACGACAAACCGGGGCUACAGCGCAACGACACGGUCAUUCGUCGGCCUGGCGGCAAGCAGCUGCCGGAGCGCCCCGAUGUCGUCAAGCCUGUCCCGGUUCUGGCUGCAAGGCCGGUCGCCGGAGAGCGAAGUGCCGCCUCCACCACCUCCUCCACCUGCAGAAGAAGUGGUGCACAGAGGGAGCAAGGGCGAUUUCUGUGACUGGCGCGUCUCCUCCAGGGACCGGCACUGGUCCAUCACCAAAACCGUAUCAAGACCAACGGCUCUCUAGCCCCCACAGAAGCGGACAGCAAGAGGGUCAACCGCAUGCUGGUGGACGGCAAUGUCUUGUCGGAUGGGGUGCUUUCCGUGGCCCCCAAAAAAGUGAAUGUCACCUCAUCAGAGGAUGAACUGACAAACAUCCUUGGUGGAGGAGGCUCUGCCUUGUCAAGCCCGCGAUCCGAUCGUACCACCCUGGCUGGUGAGAAGACGCCCGUGCCUGCACUGGCCUAUCCACAGAGCCCACGCACCCGAAUUCGCACCGUGGCGACGCUGGAACGUUCGCCCGAAGUCUUUGAGAAUCCUCUCGCCUGGAAAGAGCUGGCUUCAGCUCAUGGCGGGAAGGCCCUGACGCCUCCCGCCACCACAGGACCUCCGAUCCUGGAUGACAUACCUGUGCUCAAGGACUUGCCACAACAACACUCACUCCCGAGGAAGCUGCCAGAGCGGGGGGGUUCCCUCAACAUCCGCAAGGCUGUGGAAGAGUCCAGAGUUCCACUUCGGAGGGUAAGGUCAAGCUCUGAUGACAUCGGUCUGUUAAAGAGGCAGCGUGAGGACUCGUUCCAACAAAUAGCAAAGCUCAAGAAGGACUUGUUUGCUCUAGAAGCACGGUCUAAUGAAGGGAUGAGAGAGUUGGAACUGGAACAUGCGCUGCUAACGGGUGAGCUGACCGAUGCGCAAGCUUGUCAGAAGUCAGACUUCGCAAUCUUAGAAGAGAUCCAGGAGGAAGAGAGACGGCUCAGUCAGCAGGCAGAGUUGGAUCGUGAACAGGAGCAGUUGCAGCUGGAGGUGUCACGCGGCCGCAUCGAGCAGUGGGAGCAGCUCACCCAGGAGCUGCGCGAGGUGCUCGAGGAGGCCGGGUCCCUGUCCCGUCGGCCUGAGCUGGAGGAGCGCUACCGGCGUGAGCUCGAGGGGCUUGAUGGGGAAAGGAGGGCCUUCGAGGACCUCGAGUUCCGCCAGCUCGAGCGGCAGGCGCGCCGUGAGGAAGAGCGCGAGGCCCUUGUGGCACGCGCCGACCGCGUUCGCCAAAACCUGCGUGACCGGCAGUUGAGAAUUCGGGAGCUCUUGGAGCAGCAGAAGACAGUGCAGAUGCAAAUCGAACAGGAACAGUCCAGUUCUGAGAUUGAGAAAAAGCUUGUGCAAACUCAGCUGCAGCAGGAACAACGGAGGCUGGAACUUCUGGACCAGCAGCUGAGAAAUGCUACUCGCACCCCCCAGCACAUCUCUUUGGACUCGAGCGAUGAGAGCAGCUCUUCUGAUACAGAAAUGGGCUCUACACUGAAAAUAGGGAGCCAGAGUCGUUGGAACCAGAACCUUCUGCUCCAAGUCCCGGAUAGUACAGUGAACAGGCUCAGUGGCAACGAGUCAAGCUUCACUGGCAUCGAGUCAGAGUCUUCGAGCAUCAUCAGCAGCAGUGAUCUUCCCAACGAAAGCGUGAGCAGCAGUAGCGACGACCGGAGCCGACCUACCAGUGAACACGUGACCCAGGGCAUCGCACAGGUGCAUCAACAUGAGCGCAACCUGCAGCUGAAUUCAGAGGACCGGUCAGGGUUGGUGUCUCGUUCAGGUGAUGACGCCAUUCAUCACGAGAUACGCCGACGAGAAAAACAGAAGGCUCAGAGGCCACUGACGCGGUACCUGCCUGUGCGCGGCGCCGAGUGUGACCUGCGACAACACGUGGAGUCCGCGGGUCACCAGGUGGAGCUGUGCCCGCAUGUGCAGCUCACAUCGUCAUCCUGUCGUGGCUACCUACACAAGCUGGGUGGCAAGUGGCGCUCAUGGAAGAAGCGUUGGUUUGUCUUUGACCGUAACCGACGGGCCCUCAUGUACUUCAGCGACAAGACUGAAACCAAGCUGAAGGGUGGUGUGCCAUUUCAGGCCAUAGAGGAGGUCUAUGUGGACCACCUGCACUCUGUCAAGAGUCCAAACCCACGUGUGACGUUCUGUGUCAAAACGUAUGAACGUACCUUCCACCUGAUGGCACCCACAGCUGAGGCCAUGCGUAUAUGGGUCGACGUCAUCUUCACCGGUGCUGAAGGCUACCUUGAAUUCCUCAGUGAAGCCGACAUUGCUUCUGCCAGCCGUUCCAGACACAAGUUCAAGGACUGAAUGGCCUUGUUCACUUCAACCGCCUUGGCAGGGCCAAGGCCGGAGCAUCAAGGUUGUUAUGGUGUAGCGAGCAGAGGAGAUGCCUUGCCCAGUUAUCAUCUAUGAAAACUGCAGUCAACGAAGUCCCAGGCUCCUUCUAUAUUGAGGGAAAAAUGUGACAGCUAUCCCUUUUGUACCCUUAAUGUUAAGCCUUAAGGGAUGCCUGCCAACCAUAGACUUUGGCAAGGAACAAACCAACAGACAAGGUGCUGCAUGGUGGAAAACAUGAGCAGAUGGAGAGAAGUGGUGUUCGUUAUGCAGCAACAGUUGAGCAAACUAGUCUUGCAUCAUCAAAAAGUAAACCUGAGCUUUGAAAUCGGUUCACUAACUGAGCAUCUGUUAAUUUCAUGUAUGUAAGUUUCUCUGUUGUAUACAUCAACGUCUGUUGACAUCAUGCAUGUGAAUUUUCUGUCAUGACACUUGGUAUAAUCUUUGAAAACUGUCAUGUGCAUAUUUCUCUAUAAGUCAUUUUGUUUAAUGUGCGUGUCUUCCUUUAGCUGUAAGUUGCCGUGUUUGUGACUCUGGGCAUUCUAUACCGGGUAUCAUUGAAUCAUCUUAAAGUUAUCAUGAAAGUGAGAACUAUGCCGCAUUUUUUAGUUGUGCUUGUGCAAGCUGUGUACCUUAUUGUUUUCUUAUGCCAUCAAGCAGCUUUCCUUCCAUCUUGUGCCGAUGCAAACAACGCAUUUUUUUAUACAGCUUGCCAGGAAUCGUGGUCUUUUGUGUUGCAUUGUAUAGCCUAGCCAAAUUUCAUUGUUCGCUCUACUCUCUUGUAUAUAUGCUUGUGGCUUUGUGAAUGAUGUGUGUGAAACUACUAUAUUUCAGCUGUCAGGUUCAUUAUUUUGGCUAGUUCUUCACGCGUACGAACAUAUCAGUUGGGCUCUUCAUGUUUUUUUUUUAUUAUUAUUAUUAUUAUCAUGUUGUGCUCCUCCAAGAAUACGAGCCCUUGUGCAUGCUGAGCUAUACAAUCUGUUGGGCUUUUCUUCAUUUAGUUGGAAACGAUAUUGAAAGCCUAAACAUCUGCCGACUCUCAAGACAGGCAAGUCUCCUAGCGACCGAGCGAAAUGGCUGCAGUUGCUCGAGCACAUUUUACUGGUUGUGCAUGGGUUGAUACAAAGCAGCAAUCAGUUGAAUAGAAAGCAAAAGUAGGAAAAAAAAUUCGCCUUGUCAAUAGUGACACUACUAUUAAAAGCUUGACACUCCAAGGAAGCAAGAGACAUGAGUACACUCAGAAAAUUUAAAUACUGUAUAUCAAAUGGGCCACAGCCAAGAAGACAUAAAUAAAACUGCUUGAAUCAAAAGCGUAAGCUUGUGAGCUAGGAUCACUAGGAAGGAGUAGGUGCUCUGUCCCAUUACGUUCCUCCAAGUUGGGUUGCAUUCACAUACAUAUGGGCAUGCUUGUUGGAGACGCUAAUCCCAUUAUAUAGGCACUUUCCAGGGCGCCAUUGAUAAUUAUGUUGAAGCUAUCCCAGAACCAGCUGAUAUUAUAUAUGCCAUGCAUUUGACAUUGUACAAAGAUGUUCCAUAAUCUAGAUGGUGCAAAGUAAUUGUCAGCUUGCAAGAUAAUGGCAGAAAUAAUUAGGCAAUUUAAUUCACUGUAAUGCACCAGCUCCUAAUUUUAUGUAUGCUAGGAAUACGCCACAUGUCUGCAGCUGGCUGGAAUAUCAGUAGCAGUAUAGUAUCACUAUGCUGAAACUUAAUAGUGGUCGUUUUGAAUUGUUUGAUUCAAUAGCAAAUCCAGUGGCAUAUUGUGUUAAUUAUGUGGACAAUGCCAGUAGACAAUAUGAAUCGCAAAUAAACUGAAGUAGUUUUAAUGGUUCAGCUUAGAUGAGUUACUGACUGUUGUGCAGUUACCAUAGCGUAAAGACAUGGUUAGUUUCUCGAGUUUUCAGUUCUAAUGCUUUCAGCAGCUGAAUGCAGUAUUCAGCCUGGGGGGCUAAAAACCUUAACUUCCACUCUACAAAGCUCCACGUUUUUUUUUCUUUUGUUACUCUUACAAUUCUACUAUUGCAUGUGGCAAAAUUUGUAUUCUAGGAAAUAAAACCACUGCUUUGCCUUGUUUAGACACUUUCUGAACUUAUCCCAUGCCCGGUAUGCGAGGCAUUUCAAGACUUGUCAUCAAGGUGCUCAAAGAUGAAAGAAGUGCAAUGUGUGUACUUGCUGCAUUCACAUUUACCAUUCUUGUGACAGCAGACAUCUUGUGAUGAGUUUACUACAGUUACACCAUUACUUGUUUAGACUAAAUAUAAUUACCAUUUUAGUCAGGUAUCAGUUCAAAUGAGACAAUUCAAUGAAAUAGAUUAGUGCGAAUAAUAAAAUGUCAAGGAGCGGAAGAAAAUAAAUGAGGCUCGGUGUUUUCUUGUGUUUCUUAUCGGUUUAUUCUUAGCGCUAACUUAUCUUUACCAGUUGUGGUCGACCAACUAGAACAACUUUUUAGAGAAAGUUGAAGUGCCGCCUUGAGAUUUUCAAAUGGCAACCUCAGGUGAUUUUAGUGAAAUGAUAGCUUGAACCAAAUCCACUGACAAAACUGAAACCGAAACAUGGAAGAGUGCCACUGCCACUGAAAGAUAACAGUUUCCAACAAUUGCACUGGUGCAAGUUUUGUGAACGUGCAUGCACCACGCAAGCUAUCAUGGCAAUCGUUGUUCAUGUGCCUAGGUAGUGAAGUGUAUGGAUAAUUGAUGUAAUGAAGCUCACUCAUUCUUAACUCUCAGACGAGUAUUACAGUUGCACUCUACAGCAUUUCAGUUUCAGUUCUCCGGCAAAAUAAGCUGGAUUUCAUUGUUCCAUAAAAGUUACCGGAGGCUUUUCUAUCGACAGAGUUGCAAUUGGCUCUUAUAGGAAGGACUUGAGAGGUCCCAUUUGACCCACUCACCUGCCUGCUGGCUAUUUUAAUUUCUGCAAUUACUCACAUAAUUAGUAGCUCUUGUCAUUUUAAUGUCUGCUAUCCUCAGAAAGGGGGGUGUCAGUGGUAGCAAUCAAAUAUUGCAGUUCCCUCACUUCGAGAGUUUUUGGACACAUUUUCAUUUCUGAAACACCCUGUAUGCCAUACUUUCGCGCAUAUUAUCACUUGUCAGUCGUCAUCACAGUAGGAACUGCAGAAUUUUCUAUUAUUGUGUUUGUUACGAGGCAUAUAUCAUUUGUGUUAAUCUGCAGCAUUGCUGCUUGUGUGCUUCAUCUUUCAGAACUGCUUUUUUUAUUUUUUUUAACUGUAGGCAUUGAUUCCUGCUGUUUUGCAAUCUUCGCGGUCAAUUAAGUUGCCAUUUAUACUUUGAAAAUGAAUCUAAAACAUAAAGGACCUUAACAUUUACUUAUGUUGGCUUGUAUAUUCUGUGCACACUUGAGCCUGCUUGCAUCUAAGUCAGAAGGAUGACCACAUUAAGGUUGUCCUGGAAUGUUUUGUCAUGCGGAAUAUUUUUAAUGAGCUGUCAUAACAUCAGUACCUCCAAAGAGAAAUUCAUCACAUGUUAUUCACAAAGCUCGCAAGCUUCAUUCCAUUUUGCAUAUAUACUAUACCACUAAAUUAAUGCUCGGUAAUGUAUUGGAAUCUUGCAGUGUCAAUCAUAGUGUCAUACCCUAGCUUCGUAUGCUUGGGCAUUACCCCAUAGUUGGAAAACUAAGGCAGCUAUGGCAUGUUAACUUUUAUACUCCCAAAACAAUGUUGCAAGUGGCGCAGAUUUUAUGACGGGUUGCACUUGUAUGGCAAAGCUGAAUUAAUGAUGAAAAGUGAGAGGAAUGCUAUUGCCGUUAGGCAUUCAUAUGUAGAAUAUUUCUCAUUGUGUAUUUUUUUGGCAUUGCAGGGCUACUAUAUAAACAACCCUUCUUCAAUGCUUCAAUUCAUUGCGCCUACACUUUUAUUAUUACUUUAAUUGAUGUUCACUGAACCUCAUUUGUUUACACAACCAAACUUGUCCACGGAUGCUGUAGGAGGGCCAGUGUGCCGGCAGGUAUCCAGUGCUUAUACACAAAUGAGCAUUUACUGUGGUCACACAAUAAUAGCGCCCGCCAUUGUAGCCCUUGAAGCACAUUCUUGUGCAAGCAAGUCCGUAAAGGAUGACAGUGUAGAAGUUGCAUUGCAUGAAGGGUGAGCAUCCUACAACAUUAUGCUAGUGAGCUCAAUGUAUGGAGGCUGACCGUGAUUGCCGCAGGUACCCUAAAUGGUAACUGGGAAUAUUAAUUUGGUCCGAAAUUGUGGUGCUAGUCAUUACAUGCUGUGCAGUCAUAACAUAUAAAUGUCGAUUGGUUACAAUGUGGUUAUCAUAAUUCAAAAGCUUUCUAUUUGCAGUUUACUCUCCUGCAGUGCUCAUACAAGAUUUGCACUGUGCUCAAGUUCAUGCCUUCAUACACUUUACUGCUCGAGCACAGCAAAUACCUCACUCCUUUCAAAUAUUUGCUAAGAUUUGCUUAGGUUAGUACACCAAGAAAAAAAUAGCAUCUGGUGCUGUUUUCCUGCUAAUUAUAUGGCUAUGUAGUUAAAAGCUAAGCAAGAAACUGGGCAAAUUUAUCCAUAUGAGUGCAGAAUAGCAAUACUUAGAAUUCAUUUAUAAUAUAUAAAAUCUCUAAACUUGAUGAUCAGAGUUGCAAGAUCUAGCACAAAUUUUUUUCGUGAUCAGGUGAAUGAAUAAAGCUGGCGUUAAUCAAGCUUCCCACUGCAUCCAUCUAAGUCAAAGAAAGUGUACAGUCCAUCUACCUUUUUUUUUUUUUUGUCCAUUAAUUGUGUCAAACUUUAGUCUGUGCUUUUUGUUUAUGUAAUUUAAAUCGUGAAUGUCACAUCUAUAGUUCUGUAGAUAGCUUCACAGCAUGCAAACUCAAAAACAGUGCUCCAUAUUCACUUGCAUAUGCCACAACAGCGUUCUUGCUUGCGUCAUCUUUAAACCACAAUUUUGCCAGCAUUUUUGGGUCCAGGCGCUUGGCGUUGCUCUUGUGUAUAAUUUGUAAUACUUGUGUGUUCUUACUUAUUAACCUGUGUUGAUGGCUGUGCUUUGAAAUCCUGGUAUCACAGCUGUUCCCUUUCACAAGGCAAAACAUAUUUGAACUUGCAUUACUGAGAAAGGGAAGGAAAAAAACCAGUGCAUCAAAAGGACAUAAGGACAUUCAUCUGUGCCAGCCCAGCUGACUAUAUUGAAGAGACACAGCUUUGAGUACUUUUCGGUGCAGUGAAACACCAGAUGAAAUGCAUUUGUACAGGAUUGUACCUUGUUCUUUUCAUCUUGAAGCGUGUAGUGUGAUUUAUGUAUCCCUAUGUUAACUAUGGAAGAAACAAACCUACAUUCAUGAUACGAGUGGGCAGUUCACUUGAGUGGUUUUGUGUUCAAAACUGUCUUGGAUUGCCAAUCACUGCAAAGUACUGGCAUUCUUUCAUAUUUUGCCUCUGGUGUUAUGACGGAAUUUCAAUCAGAGUUGGAGCAGUAAAACUUACUGCGCUAUCUUUGCAAAUGUAAAGCACUUAAAAACGUGCGGCAGUCCAGGCGCUGCAUCUGUUGCUGUCUGGCUGAUCACGGUGCCAGAAAGCAGCAAAUGUGCCUUGAAGUCAUUCUUUUUUUUUUUCAAAUGAGUUUGACUUGUGGUAAAACACUUCAGGUGGCUCAUACGGCAGGCAUUUUGUUUUCUUUUUUUUUUUCAUGGCAUAUUUUUCUGAGACCAAUUAGUUCAGCCUGUAAGACCUCUUGGCUUGUUUGUAUAAACAGCAAAACACAGUUUUAUGUACAAGACACAUCUCUCGAGUGUUGGUGCACCGUUUUAAUGCAUCAUGAUGUACGAAUGCUGCUUCAUGGCCAAAUCUGCCUCGGAACGGAUUGUGCAGAGCAGUGAAGGAGACAUAUCUUUCUUUACUCUUACUACUGCAGCAUCCAAACUGCUUUGCACAUUGGAGAGAAUCUGUAUGGUGUGCGGUAUUUGCACACACUUUGUACCCAGGGAUCACAUAUACAUGCUUGUGUAAUGGUCCACUUUUGGGAUAUAUUCAAAGCCCAGGCCUUGCGCAUUCCCCGGAGUUUGCAGUUUACGAAGCAUCGGUCCUCUCGGCACUAAAAAGCAUUUAUUUAGCUGGUGCUUACAGCAAAAGAUAACAAAUUUCUGUGAAUGAUAGCAAGGCACUUGGCUGAUAAUGAUCAUCAUAUCACAGUUCACCACUCUUAUACUGUAACAUUUUGAUAAUCAUACAAAUGGCUGCUAAUAUCUGCGCUCCCUCUCACAUGAGCUCUUCACUUGUUUGGAUGCAGAAAAGCCUGCACAACAAUUGGGUACACACAUGCUAGCAUACGACUCUCAGAGUCUGUUCCUAGUACGCAGCAGUUCAGGUAAAUGGAGCAGGCUGAGGAAGAAACUGAAGUGCUGAUGAACGAUUACCCACCUCUUCAGGCUAGCUUUGAAAGGUUGCAUCACGUGUGUGUAUAAUUGUUGUCUACCCCUCGUGAACAGUAGACGUUAGAGCAUGUUACACUGUUAAACGGUUGCUUAAAGACACUCGGGUUUUAAAGUGACUGAAGGUGCCAUUGAUGCUGGAUGGGUUUCUUUUAUUUAUUUGAAGAACUCGCAAUCUAGUUAGCCAGUUGUGCUCACUUUUAGUUCUGUACUAUCGUGCUUUUCAUUGUUAACUUCUAAAAUCUUUCAGCUUGUCACCAGCUGACCCAUAGUAGCUGAGCUUGCCGAUGUUCUUCUAUGCUUUUUUUUAUUACACCCGUAGUGUGGUUGACCACAUGUAUUUGUUUUGUAGUAGUGAUGCACAUGGAAAUAAAAUUAAAAACUGAUUUUUGUGCCUG